Molecule: messenger RNA, 1676 nt
Organism: Sorghum bicolor (sorghum)
Lineage: Eukaryota; Viridiplantae; Streptophyta; Magnoliopsida; Poales; Poaceae
Product: 3-oxo-Delta(4,5)-steroid 5-beta-reductase
Exons: 1
Coding region: 268-1458 (396 amino acids)
Source: RefSeq, a predicted model, not a curated record
CACCGCCCCCCGGGCCGGCCCCGCCGCGCAGCGCAAACACACGUGUUGACCCCAGCCUGCCAGAGUGCCAGGCAGGCAACACGGGGUGACGCGGACACGGACCCCCCAAUUAUUCACACACACCCGUUCACCGCCCGCAGGCAGGCAGGCAGCCAGCCAGACAAGGGUCUUCAUCGCCCCUGCUCUGCUCCUCUCCUCCCUCCCUCCCCAAUCCCGAUCCCAGCCCCGCCGCCGCCCGCCGCCAAAUCCAGCCCAACCCGCGCCGCGAUGAGCUGGUGGUGGACGGGCGCGAUAGGCGCGGUCAAGAAGCGGCAGGACGAGCAGGCGGCGGCCGCGGAGCCCUCGUACCAGAGCGUGGCCCUCGUCGUCGGAUCCACCGGCAUCGUCGGCACCUCCCUCCUCGACAUCCUCCCGCUCGCCGACACCCCGGCCGGUCCAUGGAAGGUCUACGCCGUCUCGCGCCGCCCGCUCCCGCCCUGGUCCCCGGCGCCCUCCCCCGCCGUCACCCACCUCCACCUCGACCUCGCCGACGCCGCCGCCGUCCACGACGCCCUCACACCCCUCACCGACGUCACCCACGUCUUCUUCGUCGCGUGGACCAGCCGCGCCACCGAGGCGGAGAACCGGGAGGCCAACGCCGCCAUGCUCCGCAACGUGCUCUCCGUCGUCGUCCCCAACUGCCCCGCGCUCGUCCACGUCUGCCUCCAGACGGGGCGCAAGCACUACGUCGGGCCCUUCGAGGCCAUCGGCAAGGUCGCCACCCCGGAACCGCCCUUCACCGAGGACAUGCCCCGCCUCGACUGCCCCAACUUCUACUACGACAUGGAGGACGUCCUCUUCGACCACGUCUCCCGCCGCGGCGGCGCCGUCAGCUGGUCCGUGCACCGCCCCACCACCGUCUUCGGCUACUCCCCGCGCAGCGCCAUGAACCUCGUCGGCAGCCUCUGCGUGUACGCAGCCAUCUGCCGGAAGGAGGGCGCCACGCUCCGGUGGCCCGGCUCCAGGGUCACCUGGGAGGGGUUCAGCGACGCCUCCGACGCGGACCUUAUUGCCGAGCACGAGAUCUGGGCCGCCGUCGAUCCAUUCGCCAAGAACGAGGCCUUCAACUGCAGCAACGGGGAUAUCUUCAAGUGGAAGCAGCUGUGGCCGAUCCUCGCCGAUCACUUCGGGGUGGAAUGGGCUGGCUACGAAGGGGAGGAGAACAGGUUCAGGCUCGAGGAUGCCAUGGCCGGGAAGGAAGCCGUCUGGGCGGAGAUUGUCAGGGAGAAUGAACUUAUAGCGACGGAGCUUGACGAGAUCACCAAUUGGUGGUUCGUCGAUGCCAUGUUUGCCGUCGAGACCCAGCUUCUGGACAGCAUGAACAAAAGCAAGGAGCAUGGCUUCCUGGGCUUCAGGAACACUGUCACCUCUUUCAACACAUGGAUCGAGAAGAUGAAGGUCUUCAAGAUUGUUCCUUGAUUCGUCCCUGCAAUUCAGUUCUCUACUGUUGCUUUCACAUCCUUUCUGCGCGCGCCUUAUUAUCUUGCCCAUUUAUCAACUUCCAGGUCUCUUGUAAUUUAGUUCUGUUUCAUACAUUUUGCUAUCUAUGCCUGGUUUGCAUGUUGUAUACUGUUGUAUACUAGGAACAAAUAAAGAUGAUCAACACAUUGCAAAUGAGUUAUUCUUGUUCAGCUUCA